UCGUGGGAAUAUGGCGGCGCAUUAGAACAUGCCACAGUGAUGCAGUUAACGCGCAACGAGAUCGUUCGUAUCAAGUGACCAAAGAAACCGUGGCCUCGCACGCUAAAAAUCCGUCUGGCCAAAUGACAUGGGAAUUUGUAAUCGAAGGCAUUUCCUAUUGACAAUAUGCAUCUUACAACUCAUCACUACAGUAGAACGUCAGGUCUUCGACUUUCUGGGCUUUAUGUGGGCCCCGAUACUGGUCAAUUUCUUUAACAUUAUAUUUGUAAUCUUAGGAUUUUUUGGAGCUUUUCAAUAUAGACCAAAAUAUAUUAUAUCUUACUGUAUAUGGAAUACACUGUGGUUGGGAUGGAAUAUAUUUAUGAUAUGUUUCUAUCUUAAUGUAGGUGUAUUGGAUAAAAAUAGUGAUAUUUUAAAUCUUGGUACUGGUAGUUUUUCUUGGUGGCAUGUCAAUGGACCAGGUUGCAAAGCUAUUUAUGAUGUUACUGAACCAGAAUUAUUUCGACCUGCCCGACCUACAAAUGUAACAGAUUGUGUACUAGAUUAUGAAAUAGUUGAAAUUUUACACGCAUCUACUCAAUGCAUCUUAGGUUUUAUUGCAAUAGUUGGUGGUAUUUAUCUAAGUAAAGUUUUUUUGGAGGAAGAUGAUAGCUUUGACUUUGUGGGAGGUGAUGACUUUGGGUUGGCAGGCCACACGCCGUUGCAUCCUAUGUACGUUAGCUACUCGGCUCUUCCAUCACCUGCCCACCCUCACAAAAAUUCCGCUCAAAAUUACCCCGCAGGCACAGCUAGCUCUCAUCAAUCCGUUUGUCACGAUACCAGCUUCCCAAAACAUAACGAUAAAACGUUUAACAGCUCUGGACGAAGUAAAUGUAGCUUCAGAAACGACACGAUCAAAACUGAUCGAACCAAUCUGUCCAAUCGCGACUUGAAGUACGUUGAUUACUCGAACGACUAUUCGAAUCCGUUGGAUCAUUUGCAAAGGCCUGUGUCCCCUUAUGACGAGUACGAUUCGUUGGACAGUGCCGCUAAAUUAAAAUAUCAAAAAAACAAAUUGUAUUAUCCGCACUCGUCCAAGUAUAGUCCCGUUGCAUCACCGUGUGUCAAGUCUCGACCUGCCGCUGCAAAGCAAAAUAAAGCCUCCAACAAGCCUAGAGUCUUUAUCGAUCAUGUUCGCGAACAGCCGAUGAGGUCGUUUUAUUCUGAUCCGAGAUUGGCAAUUGAAAAUCAACAGAAUGUGAAUGACCAAGAGAAACAGAAUAGGUCUAAAAGAGACAGUAGACCUUUAUCUUUAUAUGCCAGUAAUUUUUAGAUUGUUAGGAAUCAGAGAAAUAUCGUAGUUAUUAUUUUAUUUUAUUUUAUUAUUUUUUUUUAUAUAUAUCAAUUGAUUCGAGGUUCGACUCGUUUUAAAAAUAUUUUUAGAAAAUUAAUAUAUACUUAAUUAAUAUAUUUUAAACCUAAGUAACUAUCUUAAUUAUAUGUCAUAAUUUUUCUACAUAUUACACGUUCGUACGAUAUUAUUUUUCGCAAAAUUUUUAAUUUGUGACGAUUUCUUUUUAAAAUGUAUCGAGAAAAGAUUUUUUUUCUUUUCAUCACUAUUGCGAAGUAGGACGCGUAUUAUGUCGGCCUCAAAUCGAUUAGAAGAACAUAUGGACUGAGGUUAUGUCUAUUUUUUUUUUUUUCUUUCUUUAGCGAAUUCGAAGAUGUAACAUAGAAUUCCUAUCCUUGCCAAAUAGAUAGAACGAUUAGAGAGUAGUUAGUUUAGGGUGCUUUCUCCGAUUUGAUUGAUUUCUUCUCGUUUAGUCUAAAGAGAAUAUUUUUUUUAAAUCAGUUUUUAACAUCACAGUAACGCGUAAUAAUUUUUACUAUUUCUCUUUUUUAAUAUAUUUCGAUCACGUUUUCCUCUAACGUGAAAUAUAUAUAUAUAUAUAUAAUGUGUGUUCAGUAGCAUUUGCUUUGUUCGUGUUCAUAUUAAUUCUUUUUUUUUUCUUUUUUUUUUAUUUUUUAACUUUACAUUUGCUCAUAGAUAUUUCAUAGAUAUACGAUUUUUAUCGUAUUCGUAACAAUGCAUUUUUAUAUCGAUACAUGCACUGUGAUACGUAUAUAGAAUAUUAUAUAUGAAUCGUGUUAUUUGAAAUUUGUUUUAUUCGAGCUUUUUUUAUAUAUAUAUAUAUAUCGUUAAUCGUGUAACUUUUGAAAAGUUGUGUUCGAUGGAAGAGUUUUUUGAUAUUGACAUGACGAAAUAUUGCAUUUUAAAAGUAAAAUAUAUAUAGCAUGAAUGGAUGAUACGAUUUAUGUCAUGUAAAAUUUUCACGAAUACAAUAGUAGAGUUGUUCUUUUUCUUUUUCAAUAUAUCUAUUUUUUUUCUCUCUCUCUCUCUCUCGUUACACGAAUGGUACUUAUUAAGAAUUUCUUUAAUGAUGCGCGGUAGCCUGGCUUAUAAGAAAUAGCAUCUUUCGAUAGAAAUCUUUAGACUGCAUUGAAAUUAGCUUGUAGUAUUCGCGACACGAUGAAGAACUUUGUUUACGAUACUUUAUAUGUAAGGUGCUGCGAAACAUUUCUUCAUUUCAACGAAUGUGUCUGAGUGUUUGGUAAAUGCAUGCUAGUACUUGUUUUUUUCUUUUUUUUUUUUUUCCUAAGUUCGAAGUUUUUAUUUUAUAUUUUCUCCAUUUCUUUUCGACGAUCGCGUACGUUUUUUUUUUUUCUUUUUUGCAUAUUUAUGAGAAUAUGGAAUUGAAAAUUUGUAAGAUAUCGCGUAUACGAAAUAUACUUCUGACAUUCCAUGGAUCGAUUAACGAAGGAUGUUUAACAUCGAAGUGAUGAAGUGAAUUCUGAAGUGACAAAAAAAAAAAAAAAAAGAAGAAGAAGAAGAAGAAAGGAUCUUUUACGGACAAUCUUUAUUAAAAUUAAAAUAUAUUUUAGAAUAUUUUGAUAAUUUGAUAGUUCAAGAUUCGUUCGAAGAUAAAAAGUCCAAUUACGAAAGUGAUGAGUAAAAGAAAUUUUACGAGCUAUUCAAAGAUCGCGUUGAAGCGAAAAAAGUUCCAGCAGGAAAGAGGGGAAAAAAAAUUCCGCUUAUUCGUCGCUUUACAUUCUUUUAGGCGUAAUAAAACGAAUAUAAAACAUGAUCGAGUAAAACAAACAAAAAAAAAAAAAAAAAAAAAAAAAACAAAAUAUCAAUUUAUUAUCUGUUUAUAAAUGAUUUGAUCGACUUAUUAAUGUUAUAGAUCGCGCUUUGCGCACAAUGAUCGAUCGAUGAAUAUUUAAUGCGAUCCGAUAA
Molecule: messenger RNA, 3277 nt
Organism: Apis laboriosa (Himalayan honeybee)
Lineage: Eukaryota; Metazoa; Arthropoda; Insecta; Hymenoptera; Apidae
Gene: NKAIN
Product: sodium/potassium-transporting ATPase subunit beta-1-interacting protein
Exons: 6
Coding region: 128-1312 (394 amino acids)
Biological process (GO): regulation of sodium ion transport
Source: RefSeq, a predicted model, not a curated record